Messenger RNA from Prosopis cineraria, 1407 nucleotides. RefSeq lists its product as uncharacterized. NCBI's taxonomy places the organism in Eukaryota, Viridiplantae, Streptophyta, Magnoliopsida, Fabales, Fabaceae. The record is from RefSeq and is a predicted model, not a curated record. Bases 315 to 836 code for a protein of 173 amino acids. The transcript has a single exon.
UUACACGACCCAUGCCACAAACACAGGUUAGCGUCAACCAGCUGAACGGUGAGAGAGAGAUCUCUCGUCAAAUUCAACCUCCUCCUCCUUCCUUCCAUUUCCAGAAGGAAGAAGACGAGGUACACGGAAGAACAAAGAAAGAAAGAAAGAAAGAAGGUAGAAGAGCGACUGUCCAUGAGGGUUUCAUCUUUCUCUCUGUUCAUAUUUCAUUGCCGAGUUUAAGUUCUUGCCAUAAUUUCAAUCUCUCCCUCUCUGCUUCGCUCGUUCUCUCUAUAGAUUCUCUUGCAAAUUUUUGAGAGUUACGGUUAUUAACCAUGGGAACGGAAGUUUUACGGCCUCAGGAUUGUUUGAUUGAGAGGAUCAGACGGCCUCCGGUUUCGAUUUACCGACAGAGUUAUGGAAAUUGCUGUAAUCAUAAUAAAAAUUAUGUACCAAGCUCUAGAUCUAGUCGAAAACCGGCGAAACGACCUGAGAGUUCAGGUAAAAGGAGACGAGUUGUUGUUCCGAGCCAACCGAUUCCGGUGACGUCGGUCUCGAGGAGAUCUAGCUCCGAUGAUUUGAGAAUGGCGAGGAGCAGCGGGAUGAUGAGGGAGAAGGUCACGAUUCUUCGAAGAGGCGAGUCGCUUGAUUCGAAAAUCAUGUGCGAGGCCUUAACGAAGAAGGGUGGUGACGAUUUCAUGACUUGCCCCGUUCAAGCCAUUUACGCCGGAUCGGCGUUCGUGGUAUCUCCGUUGCCGAGCGCGCUUCCUCUGCCUUCUUUUUCAAAGAAACAACCGUCUGCAGUAGUCGCCGACUCUGCAACGCGAGAUCUUCGGCGUCUGCUCAAACUCGAAUGACAUGUCGGUUUGUUGAAAUUAGGGUUUGGAUUGGGUCGAGCUGGAAGGGAUCUAUUUCACACUUCCUUAAUCCAUUCGUUUUCACCUUAGAAUCUUCUUCAUGAAUCAAACUUCUCCUUGUCCUUGCGUCGAUGUUAUUGCGUCCCUCCCGACGUGAAGUUCGACCUUACCGUGAUUUUUUAAAACGGAAGGGUAGAACUGAAAUCGGGGGUACAAAAUUGGUGCAAACAGGUGAAAAUAAAGUUUGUCAUAGACUCGUAGAGUCGUAGGUGUAUCAUUGUUAUGUGGGGUUGUUAAUUGUAUUUGUAAUUGUAAUUAGCUUGUAAUCUGAGGUGAGAAUGGUUAAAAUGAAAGAAGUGAGGAAAUGGGAGGUUGAUUUGGAGAAUCGGCAAAGCGCUUGGGCUGGAUUAGGUGGACCUUGAAUAAUUUUUUUUAGCAUUGUUUUUGACUUUAAGAAGGACCGAGUGCCUUUUAUCUUUGGUGUAGUGGAGUAAAAUCUUUAAAUCAGGUAUCUGGGCUUACUGUGUAAUGUUAAACAAGAUGCAAUUUUAAUUGUCUUGAUUUCAUCAAA